Messenger RNA from Fopius arisanus, 4707 nucleotides. RefSeq names its product ATP-dependent RNA helicase bel (gene bel). Gene Ontology annotation, molecular function: RNA binding; RNA helicase activity; ATP binding. The transcript is spliced from 4 exons. The coding region runs from base 265 to 2343 and encodes 692 amino acids. Lineage: Eukaryota; Metazoa; Arthropoda; Insecta; Hymenoptera; Braconidae. Gene Ontology annotation, biological process: gamete generation; cell differentiation. Gene Ontology annotation, cellular component: nucleus; P granule. The record is from RefSeq and is a predicted model, not a curated record.
CUCCAGUCGAUGCUUUUUUCUCGCGGUUCCUUUGUGUCAGCACUAGCGGCGAGCUUGCCGAAGGGUGAGGAAGUGAGUGUGUGUCAAGUGUAAUUUCAUCUUAAAUUCCACCACGAAUUUUUAAUAAAAAAUCCUGUGCAUCACAAAACUUUAUCUACCAGAGACCCAACGGACAUUUGAAAAACAUCCCAAAAUCAUAAAUCCGACAACAGAGCUACGAUAGUUCACAAAAAGUUAUAAAUCUACGCACCGAGGCGGAGUAAUAUGAGUAAUGCAGCCAACCAAAAUGGAUCAGGUCUAGAGCAGCAGUUAGCUGGUCUGGACUUGCAGGGCUCCCGCCAACCGAGUGGGGCUCGCUACAUACCACCGCAUUUACGCAAUAAGCCCAGCAACGGGCUAGGACCUGUGAGUGGUGACAACAAUAGCUCAUUGGAAUCUCGAUCAUAUUCCGACAGAGAUCGUGGUCGCAGUGAUCCAGACAGAGAUAAUGAUCGAAACGAUCGCGAUCGCGGCGGCUACAGGGAUACACGAAACAAUCGAGACGUUGAUUUCGGAAAUUUCGGUGGUCGCGCAAGACGCCAGGAGAACGGACGCGAUUAUGGACGACGCGAUUACGGAAAUGAUCGCUGGCAGGAUCAGCAGCAGCCACCCCAGAGAAAUGAUCGCUGGCAGGAGAACAGAAGUGAUAACCGAGGAGGUAUGGGAGGUAGAUGGAAGGACGAGUCCGAGCGUGGUAACAGCCGAGGAGGCCGAGGCGAGGUUGAUUGGACAAUUCCCACAGCCAAGGACGAGCGUCUCGAGCUUGAGCUCUUUGGUACUGGCAAUACAGGCAUCAAUUUUAGCAAAUACGAGGAUAUACCGGUUGAGGCUACCGGUGAUAACAUACCCUCACACAUCACAUCAUUCGAUGAAGUCAAGCUGACAGAAAUAAUAAAGAAUAGCAUAAGCUUGGCUGGUUAUGACACCCCAACGCCAGUACAAAAAUACGCAAUACCAAUAAUAAUAAGUCGUCGUGAUGUUAUGGCAUGCGCUCAAACGGGCUCUGGUAAAACGGCUGCCUUUUUAGUGCCAAUACUUAAUCAGAUUUAUGAGAGUGGACCACGUCCACCACCACCUUCGGCUGGUACCGGUAGACGCAAGCAGUAUCCCCUUGGUCUUGUUUUGGCACCAACCAGAGAAUUAGCAACCCAGAUUUACGAUGAGGCACGUAAAUUUGCUUAUCGUUCACGUAUGCGUCCAGCUGUUGUUUACGGUGGAUCCAAUAUUGGGGAUCAGAUGAGGGAGCUCGAUCGUGGAUGUCAUCUUCUCGUGGCAACACCUGGUCGACUCGUCGAUAUGCUGGGACGGGGCAAGAUUGGCCUUCAUAAUUGCCGGUAUCUGGUGCUUGAUGAGGCUGAUCGUAUGUUGGAUAUGGGAUUUGAACCACAGAUCAGACGUAUCGUUGAGGAGGACACUAUGCCACCCACUGGUGAGAGACAGACUCUCAUGUUCUCAGCGACAUUUCCCAAGGAGAUACAGAUGCUCGCUAGAGAUUUUCUCAGUAAUUAUAUAUUUCUCGCUGUUGGUAGAGUUGGAUCUACCUCGGAGAAUAUAACGCAGAAGAUUGUGUGGGUUGAGGAGCAUGAGAAGAGAUCUUAUCUAUUGGAUUUACUCACUUCGAACAAUUAUGCUGAUCCCACUGAGUCGCUGACACUUGUAUUUGUUGAGACGAAGAAGGGGGCUGAUAUGUUGGAGGAAUUUCUUCAUCAAGUUGGUUAUCCUGUCACAAGUAUUCAUGGGGAUAGGACACAGAGGGAGAGGGAGGACGCGUUGAAACGUUUUAGGGCUGGUAAAGCACCGAUUUUGGUAGCGACUGCUGUUGCAGCGAGGGGAUUGGAUAUUCCCCAUGUCAAACAUGUUAUUAAUUUUGAUCUGCCUGGAGAUGUUGAGGAGUAUGUUCAUCGAAUUGGACGUACUGGGAGGAUGGGGAACUUGGGGCUGGCAACCUCGUUCUUCAAUAGUAAGAAUCAUAAUUUGGUGAGGGAUCUCGUGUCGUUGCUCGUUGAGGCUAAUCAAGAGUUGCCACCUUGGUUGGAUAAUAUGUUCUCGGAGGCAAGGCACACUGGGGGUGUCAGGAGACCUGGAGGUGGUACCAAGAGCAGUGGAGGAAGGUUCAGCAGCGGAUUUGGGGCUAGAGAUUAUCGACAGCAACCCAACUCGGGAAUGGCACGCAGCAAUGGACCUUCUGGACGUCCAGGUGGUUAUGGAGGUGGUUAUGGGGGAGGCUACGGUGGUAACUACAACUCAUCCUACAACUCUACCAACAACGGUGGGGGCGGUGGUCCCGACUGGUGGGGAAAGUAAAUCAACAUUGACAAACAACCAUAUUUCGUGGCUAUCUCCUAUUUCAAUACCUUUAUUACAAUUACUCUAAAAAUGCAAAUUUAAUUAUGAAAAAAAUAUAGUAUGAAUGAUAAGAAGGCAGGAAUAAUAAAAUGAGGAAAAAAAAAAUUAAAGAAUCAAUAUAACGAAAUAACAACGUAACAAAGAAUACAUGACGUAACGGGUGACGAGACAGAUCAUCGAUUGUUAUGCUGUACAAACUGUGAAGGAAAAUUAAUUAAAUGAAAAUUAGUAGCCAGUGGCCACUGGUAGAUUCGGAUAAAUCUCAUGAAAUAUGAAUAUUCAAUGACCAAUUAAAUUUCAAUUACUUUUGUUGUUUGAAAAUCAAUUUCAUGAGUAGUGAAGUGCGACACGAUACAAAUUACAACUUAGAAUAAUCAUUCAUCCUUUCAUUAUAAUAGAUAAAAAAAAUGAAAAAACUGAUCGUCGAAAUUGGAAACGAUCAGCGUGUAGUAGAUAAAUAUUUAGUUCAAUUUUUCUAGGGACAUACCUUGAGACUUCGAGACUCGUUGUGGCUCUAUUAUUCUUAUUAAUGAAUUAGCAUUAUCACGAUUUGAUUAAUAAUUUAUGAUUCUGCAAGUGUGCUAAUUUUUUUUUUCUCUUUUCGUUCGUAGUGAGAAAGUUUUGUCGUAUGAUUCUCACUGAGCCAUUGUGGUUUUUCUUUUCUCCUGUAAAGCACAGAAUUUUUGCAUUUAAUGAGGACGAAAAAAAAAAAAGUUACGACGAACUUGGAAAAUACACGUAUGUCAAUCAUACUUCCACACUAAAAGGUUAUUUUUUUUCCACCUUGCUGAUAUCCCAAAUUUAUAGAAAAUCAGAUAUUUUUUAUUUGUUUUAUCCUCAUAUCUACGUUCAUAAUUGAAUGUGAACAAUUCAUUCGUUUUUACAUCCCUUUCAGAAUCAAAAAAAUCUACGAUCUGACAUGAACUGGCAUCAACGCGCAUUCACGUGGUGUUUCAUUAAUGUAUUUAUCACUACCGAUAAUAGUUUAUUGAAACUGAAGAAGACGAAGUGAUAUCCUUUAAAUACAUAACUUAAAUAAAUGAACAACGACUGUGAUAUUGAACGAUCUUGAGACAUUCGAUUUCCACGAGAAGUGGUGAAUAACAGAUUGGAUUUUUAUCAAAUUACCGAUUACGAAGCGAUCGAUUGGAUGGAAAUCUUAUUUAAUCUAUUGAAUGUCGAGGACGUGAUUAGCUCGACACAGGGUUCGGCAAUGAUAUUAUUUUCUGGGAAUAUUGGUAACAAUAAUUGUGUGUGUUGGCUUUUUGCGAUGUUACUGAUUAUUAUGGCGAUGGAACAGUGUUGGUGAAAAUAUUAUUGAUUAUUCUUAUGAGAAAAUCACCGGUAAUUAUUGCUGAUUAUUAUUGUAGCAAUGGAUAACUGGUUUUGGUUGAUAAUGAUUGAGUGGUUGAUUAUUUUAUACUCAUUUAUUCUUGGAGAUAUGCCGAUCUCUGGCUCGACAGGAAUUGUACUCGAGCUAAUGAAUGAAUAUUAGAGUCGUUAUAAUUAAUCACACGGUCGCAUGUCUGAGAACAUUCGUAAAUUCUAGGGGUUCAUUGAAAAAUUUCGUUGGAUACUCUGUUGUGUCUUCAAUUAAAUAUUUAUGUGGAAAAUUAACACGUGAAGUCAAUAGAAUCUCUUCAUUCUUAGAUUUUUAAAUAAUUAUAAAUGAUUUGGAAAUCAUUUAUGAGAAUUCACAUUCUCAAAUUAUUCAAAUUAUUCUCAUUUUUUUCUAUGGUAGCUUUCUGUGAAUAGAUAAGGGUAAUUUAUCAAUUUAUUAGUAAUUUGUUCUGAUAAUGAAAUCUUUAAACGGAUUCUGUGAAAAUUCUUACCAAAAAAAUUCGUCUCGCAGAUAAAAAUUAUUUAAAAAAUAGAAAAGCUUUAUCCAAUGGAAUUUGCAAUGCAAAUUCCGAGAAUUUUAAUUUUCCUCACGUGUGACCCUUUUCACAGCAAUGAUCUUGUCAGGCGUCCCUGGGGCAUUGUUUAUACUUAAUCAUAAAAGAAAAAUUAGAUAGUUGAAAUGCGUAAGAACAAAUUAAAAUGGAAAACCUGCAUUAAAAAAAAUAGGCAUAUGGCGUCACUUCUUAGAAACGAGAAUGAAAAAGUCUCAAGUUUUUCGAGUAGAACUCCGUGUGCAUAGGAUAUUGCUGUAUCUAUCGAGGGAAUCACGUCAGAUUAUUAUCUAAUCUGUGCGAAAAAGUACAAAUUCGUUUUCCUUUGGUUUUCUUGGUUUUAUAUAUAAAUAUGACGACAUUAAUAACUUCUAGAGGAAAUAAAUAUAUUAUGAAUGAUUUCUGUUCGUUGGAGAAAUCGAUGAUUUAA